Hyla sarda is the source of this 2082-nucleotide messenger RNA. It is a transcript of the gene MEMO1, whose product is annotated as mediator of cell motility 1. NCBI's taxonomy places the organism in Eukaryota, Metazoa, Chordata, Amphibia, Anura, Hylidae. The record is from RefSeq and is a predicted model, not a curated record. The transcript is spliced from 9 exons. The coding region runs from base 590 to 1483 and encodes 297 amino acids.
AUCAAACGCGCCUCCGCCCACGUAACCUCUUCCUGAACGGGAGCUCACGAGGGACAAACAAGGCGCUCGGAAUAAUCGCGUUACCUCCCUAUCGUUGUGCUAGCUCUCGUUUGGCCUUGUAGGCCUCAGUCAGCCCCGCCGCCUAAGCCCCCUAUUGUUCCCAAACUAGUGCGCGCACACUGCACGUGCCUGAAGUAAACAGGUCAUAAGAGUGUGUGAUAUACGACAUGUCUGCCAUUAAACACUCUGGAGACAGCUGACACCCAUGUGCCAGUCACAGUAGACGGCGAGGCCGGGGGAGCUGGGCCCCGAGUGAGACAGCGCUGGCGGGCGGGCGGCCAUCAGUGUGUAUUGCCAUCCCGGUACUCUUAGGAGCCCCGCACAGCUCGCUCUUUGUUGGAGGAGUGUCAGUCCUCUGCUCCGUCCGCCUCCUCCUCCUCUCAGUGGCUGCACCAUUCAUCCAGCCCUCACAGACACAUCCAGGGAUCUGUAGACAGGCAAAGCGCAGGGUGUGUACACACCGUCUAGAGAGCCAUCUCAUCCUCCCAGCGCACCCCGGGCACACAUCAUAGGCGGCUCCGGCACCAAGAUGUCCAACCGAGCGCUGUGCAGAGAGGCGAGCCAUGCUGGGAGCUGGUACACUGCCUCAGGACCUCAGCUAAGCGCCCAGUUGGAUGGUUGGCUCUCCCAAGCACAGACUUCUAAAAGACCCGCUAGAGCCAUUAUUGCACCCCAUGCUGGAUACACCUACUGUGGAUCCUGUGCUGCUCACGCAUACAAGCAAGUAGACCCUUCCAUAACGCGAAGAGUUUUUAUUCUUGGUCCUUCCCACCACGUGGCCCUUUCUAGAUGUGCACUUUCCACUGUGGAUAUAUAUAGAACACCUCUUUAUGACCUCCAUAUUGAUCAGAAAGUUUAUGGAGACCUGUGGAAGACUGGUAUGUUUGAGCGAAUGUCUCUGCAAACAGAUGAAGACGAGCACAGCAUCGAAAUGCAUCUACCUUACACUGCUAAAACAAUGGAAAGCCAUAAAGAUGAGUUUACCAUUGUUCCUGUGUUAGUUGGAGCACUUAGCGAAUCAAAGGAACAAGAAUUUGGGAAACUUUUUAGUAAAUACUUAGCAGAUCCAACUAACCUCUUUGUAAUUUCAUCAGAUUUUUGCCAUUGGGGACAACGUUUUCGUUAUACAUAUUAUGAUGAAUCUCAAGGAGAAAUUUAUAGGUCAAUUGAAAACUUAGACAAAAUGGGUAUGAGUAUUAUAGAACAACUAGAUCCUGUGCCGUUUAGUAAUUACUUGAAGAAGUAUCAUAAUACUAUAUGUGGAAGACACCCCAUUGGGGUAUUAUUAAACGCUGCAACAGAGCUUCAGAAGAGCGGCGUUAACAUGAGCUUCUCAUUCUUGAACUAUGCUCAAUCUAGCCAGUGCCGAAGCUGGCAGGACAGUUCAGUGAGUUAUGCUGCUGGAGCACUUGUGGUGCAUUGAGCCACUAAACACUCAGGGAUGCCACCUGGAAACACAAUGCUGACACAACCUUUUUCUUUCUGUCCAUGGGGUCAUAGCCAAGCAGUAGCACAAUAUGGCUCUGAUCUGUGGGUUACAAGGAAACUCGCCCAAUUCAUAUUUCCCUUCUUCUUUUCUUUAGGUGUAGUCCUAUCUUGAUUUUUUUUCUACUUGACUCCAUUAAAACAAGAUUUGCUAUCUUGGUUAUGGUAUCAGAAAUAAAGUUGUGUCAAAGUGUUCGUGAACUUGAAGACUAUAAACCAUAAAGUGGUGGCAGAUGAUUACAAAUGUUAGUUACGUGGAAUAAGUUAGCCUUUACCAUAACCUAAAUUUGCACUGUUUGCAGAUAUGUGCACAUGUACUCAGCUUUCAGAAUAGUUUUGCAAGUUGUAAGACAAAAUUAUAAAAAAUAAAUAAAUAAAAAAAGGGUGGAAGCUUUUUAUUAAGAAAAAAUGCAUUUAUAAAUUAUCCUUUAUCCUGUAUUAGAAUAUAAUACAAGUCAUGUAUAGUUGGUUAUUACCAGUGUUGUACAACAAAUACCUUCUAUUUUAGUUGCUAAUAAAGGGCUACACAAACCAAAA